UCCACCGGCCCGCGCGCCCCGGGCCCCGCCGCGCCCCCCGCCCGCGCGGCCGCUCGCGCCCGCGCCCGCCCGCGUCCCCGGCUGCGGCCGGCCCCCGGGCCCGCGGGCGGCAGCAUGGUGGAGAAGCGCUGCCCGCUGCAGAGGGACGGCGUGUACCGCUGGUUCUCCGAGCUGCCGUCGCCGCAGCGCGUGGAGUUCCUGUGCGGCCUUCUGGACCUGUGCAUCCCACUCGAACUGCGCUUCCUCGGCUCGUGCCUCGAGGACCUGGCGCGCAAGGACUACCACUCGCUGCGCGACUCGGAGAUCAAGGCCAACAACCCGGCCGACCUGGGCAGCCUCACGAACCUGACGGACGAGGUGGUGCGCAGCAAGCUGCUGGUGUCGCUGGCGCUGCUGGGCUCGGAGCAGCGCGAGGCAGCGGGCGUGCUCUACCGCACGCUCACGCACAUCGACUCCAUCAUCCACAACUACGGGCUGCAGCUCAACGAGGGCCGCACGGGCGAUGAGUUCCUACUGCUCUUCACCAUGGCUUCCAAUCACCCGGCCUUCAGCUUCCACCAGAAGCAGGUGCUGCGCCAGGAGCUCACGCAGAUCCAGAGCAGCCUGAGCGGCGGCAGCGGCGGAAGCCACGGGAGCAAGAGCGCGCCGGGACCUGGAGGCUCUCUGCCCACCUGCCCGGCCUGCCACAAGAUCUCCCCAAGAACCGAGACCCCCAUCAGCAGUGUCAGUAAUAGCUUGGAGAAUGCACUACACACGUCAGCACAUUCCACUGACGAGCCGAUGCCCAAGAGGUCUGUCGGAAAACACUCCAAAGUGAGUGUUGAAAAGAUAGACCUGAAGGGAUUAUCACACAAGAAAAAUGAAAGAAACGUUGAAUGUUCCUUUGAGGUCUUGUGGUCUGAUUCUUCAAUAACACCGGUAACCAAAUCUUCCUCUGAAGUGACUGAAUUCAUUUCAAAGUUAUCUCAGCUGUACCCUGAAGAAAAUUUGGAAAAAUUCAUUCCUUGUUUAGCUGGCCCAGAUUCUUUUUAUAUAGAGCGAAGCCACAUAGAUCUGGAAGCUGACCUAAGGUAUUUGGCUUCAUUACCAUCUCACAUAUUAAAAAAUGACCAUGUUAAGAAAUUUUUCAGCACUUCAUCUCCCACCCAACAGCUUCAAAGUCCAAGUCCUGGCAACUCCUCAAUUUCUAAAGUUGGCACCAUGAUGGGCAUGUCUGGAAGGCCCGUGUGUGGAGUGACUGGCAUCCCAUCCUCUCAGAGUGGUGCUCAGCACCACAUGCAGCACUCAGCCAAUGCAGCUGCUAUACCCCACUGCUCCCACACAGGGGCCGCAGGCUCAGCGCUGGCCUACCGGACUCAGAUAGACACUUCACCCACCAUCCUAAUGCCUACCAGUCUGCAGACCCCCCAGACCCAGGAGCAAAAUGGGAUUUUAGAUUGGCUAAGGAAGUUGCGUUUGCACAAGUACUACCCCGUCUUCAAGCAGCUCACAAUGGAAAAGUUUCUAAGCCUUACUGAAGAAGAUCUAAAUAAAUUUGAAUCCCUUACCAUGGGUGCAAAGAAAAAACUCAAGACUCAACUGGAGCUGGAGAAGGAGAAGUCAGAGAAGCGGUGCCUGAACCCCUCAGCCCCAGCCCCAGUCACCAACAGCGGAGUGGCACGAGUACCCCCCACCAGCCACGUGGGGCCCAUGCAAACUGUGCGAGGCAACCCCACUGCAGCACUGCGGGUGGAAGUGGAACAGACCCCUCACCAGGCAACCCGGGAAGGCAGUUCCUCCGAGUGUUCCAGCUCCUCGCCCAGCCCAAUGGGGGUACAGGCCCGGGAAGAGAGCUCAGACAGCGCUGAGGAGAACGACAGACGUGUGGAGAUUCAUUUGGAGGGCUCCUCUGAUAAGGAGAAGCCUGUAAUGCUACUGAACCACUUUACUUCAAGUUCUGCCAGACCCACAGCCCAGGUCCUCCCCGUACAGAAUGAGGCAGGCUCCAACCCACCAGGACACCAUGCCCUGCCUCCACAGUUGAUGCCAGCGGCCUCACACCUAGCACCCAUCCGCAUGCUCAACUCCAUGCACAAAUCGGAGAGGGGGGGUGCAGACAUGAAACUCCUCUCUUCCUCUGUGCACUCACUGCUGUCGCUUGAAGACAGGAACAAAGUCUCUGGACCAAGAAGUGGCAUGAAAGUGGACAAGAGCUUUGGCAAUGCCAUGAUGGACGUGCUACCAACGUCCUCCCCCCAUCAACCCAUGCAGGUCCUCUCUGGACUUAACGAGAGCAGUUCCAUGUCCCCCACUGUUUCCUUUGGUCCCCGGGCCAAAGUGGUUCACGCAGCGGCACUGGACAGAGUAAUGAAGCCAACCCAGCCACCGGCCCUGGUGGUAGAGACAAGCAGCACAGCCUCGGGGACAUCCAGCACAGUCUUCCAUGUGGCUCGACCACCCAUCAAACUGCUGGUGUCUUCAUCUGUCCCUGCAGAUUCUGCCAUUUCUGGGCAAACUUCCUGCUCUAAUAAUGUGCAGAUAAGUGUGCCCCCUGCAAUAAUCAACCCCCGGACUGCUCUGUACACAGCCACCACCAAAGCUGCCUUCCCUGCCAUGGGGCCCCUGCAAGGCAGCUUCUGUGCCAACAGCAGCACUGCCUCCUCCAGCAGCCACCCCUCUUCAUCCUUUGCAAACAUGGCCUCAGUACCCAGCUGCCCAGCUCCCAGCUCCAGUCCUGCACUCUCCUCCAUCCCUGACAGCAGCUUCUAUAGCAGCAGCAGUGGCAGCUCCCCUGGGAACAUUCCUGCCUCUAGUCAAAACCACCAUCACCACCACCACCAUCAGCAACAGCCUGCAGCCCAGCAGCCCACACCUGCCCCACCACCUGGCUGCGUAGUAUGUACAUCAUGUGGCUGUAGCGGGAGCUGUGGCUCAAGUGGCCUGACUGUCAGCUAUGCCAACUAUUUCCAGCACCCAUUCUCGGGGCCAUCAGUGUUUCCCUUCCCAUUCCUUCCCUUCAGCCCGGUAUGUAGUGGUGGCUACGUAGGCACACAGCAGUAUGGCAGUGGCACUUUCCCUGUUGUGCACUCACCCUAUAGUAGCAAUGUGCCACCGGAACCUGUGUUGGGCAGCCAGUCCACCUUUGCCGUGCCCCCAAUGCAGAACUUCAUGGCAGGGGCAGCGGGUGUGUAUCAGGCCCAAGGAUUAGUAGGCAGUAGCAAUGGUUCCAGUCACAAAAAGAGUGGGAAUCUCUCGUGUUACAAUUGUGGGGCCACCGGUCAUCGUGCUCAGGACUGCAAGCAGCCAUCCAUGGACUUCAAUCGCCAAGGUACUUUUAGGUUGAAAUAUGCCCCUCCAGCAGAAAGUCUGGACUCCACAGAUUGAUAUUUUUCUCUGGCAACAGAACACUAUUAAGCCAUGGAGACAAUAAGGAAAAUUAAAUACAAAACUGAGAAGUCUAGUUGCUAUUGAGCUUAAUAUUUUUUAAUCCAAAGGUGCUUUACUUUACUAGACUGGAUAGAAACUCUAGCGUAGGAGUGCAUCAAACUCGGUUUUAUUGCCAAAAUCCUAGAUUGGAGCUUGAUGUCAGGACUUGCCUAGCAGGUUUCUUCAUGGUGGGUGGAAUCAGCCACCUGCCUGUGGUGGCAAUGCAGAGACCGUCUUUUCUGAAGAGCAUUGUCACCAUCGGUCCUUCUAGGCUCACACAUUAAUUCCAGGGCAGCUACAAGAAGGAAGCAAGAGCUGAAGGUUGGAUUUCUCCAAACGGAGUGCCACCAGUUGGACUCUUGACACCCCUGGGUGAGGGACAGUGUCGUCUUUGUUUCAUUUUGUUUUAUUCCUAAAGUGGUCAGGCACUAAUAUCUGGGCUUUUUAAGGAUUGCACUACAGAAGAAUGUAAACUGAUGUCAAUCUCCACAGUGCAAGACACUCAGAGAAUUUGUUUUCAAAGAGUUGGCACCAGCAGGCUACAUGAUUAGUACACAACAGAGAUUUAGUAUUUCCUUCCCUCUUUAAAACACUUGUAGCAGUUUCAGGUUUAAUUUUUUUCUGCAAAUAAAAUUAAACUACAUUAUUAAAUAGAAAUAGCUACUCGCACAACUUAAUUUCUAAGGGUCCAAGUCCCAGAGAAUCCCUAGUCAUCAAAGCUUUGAGAGUCCUUUCCUUCUGGGCCCUUCAAUAGUAGCUUUGAGUCCUGUCAUCUUCCAAGCAAAGGAACUCUUGCAGACGGGUAGGACACGGCCUUUGUGAUUCAACUCUGGUGGAUGCUACACAUCCUUAGCAAAGUUGGCAAGUUCUUUUAUCUCACAUGGACCUACUAAGGACCCCAAGACUCACUGCUAACAGAUUAACACUUUGAGACAGACAUUUCAACAAGAAUAUAGUCCUAUAGUUUAUGAGCAAAAUAUUAAAAAUCUUUUCUCAACUUUCUUAUAUCAGGCUGUGUCUUAGUAGUUUUAUUAAAAAUUACUGGAAAACUACAGUAGAAAGUGGUAAGGCCCUGAAAGAGACCACGCCAACAGGACAGAGCUACAAGAUCUGCAGAAGUCUAGUUUUAUCAAGGUGGGAAGUUAAGUCCUCACCACACAGCUCUCAAUUCCCCCAACUCAGAGCUUUUUGGUCUGAAAUUUAGGGACUUCAGUCUUCAAGACUAAAGGGAAUCUUCUGCUCAAAUACUGUCAAUUUAAAUGGAAAGCCUCCAAUAUUAAAAUAUCGAUUGGCAGGGUCUUGCCCAGGGAUUUUUCCAGUUGAAUAAGAAAGGAAAUUACAAUAUUCAGACCAUACUUAAAAUGGGACAAUCAACCUCAUGAAAAACUGGUAUAAAUCAACAUAAUGCCCUAGAACUUGAGGCAUUAUGAGUGAAGCUUCAAAUUUUUGAGAUCCGUUUCCUGGCUUUACAGAAACAAAGCAGAACGUUGUUACAUUUUUAUUUUAUUUUAUAAAAAGGUUUUUAGUAGAGUUUUAUUUUAGUAGAGUUUCAUUUCUAUGCAAUGCAGAAUUGACAGACCUCUGUAUUCUCUCUUCCUGGUACACAGUAUUACAUACAGUUUUGAAGUAAAUGGUGAUGCUUGUAACAGCUUUUGGGGGGAAUGUUACAUUGAUCUCUUAAAUUAUAAACACUACAAAAUGUCAGAAUAAUGAGAAUUGACACAACUUUGCCUUAAAGAGUACUAGACUGGAACAUGUCAUGUUAUGUUUAAGGAAGACUUCGAGUGUUCAUUGAUGUUUACGAUUUUAAUAUUUCUGAAGGCCGUUACAGUGGCCUGGAUAUGUGCUGAAAGCCAAACUUUUAAAUUUUUUGGUUUUUUAAACAAAGAAAUAUUUUAAAUAAUUCCUACUUCAACAUAGUGAAAUUAUUGAAAACUAUCUCAUACAUAACAAAAGAAAAUCACAUUUAGGUUUGUUUUAGUGGUCAGUGUUGGGGAAUGAAAGUCUUAUCAGUACCCUUAUAGCUAUUUUGAUAAAUAUCAAGAGUUUUAACACUAAAUACAAAAAUUAAGUCAGAAACUUCAGUUUGAAAUUUGACAUUCUGAUUGAGGUAAAUAAGUUCAGACAUUGGCUGUGUUCCAGUCAUCAAAGGUCUUAACCCAUAGUUGUCUUUGAAAGUGCGUGUGCGAUGUGGCAUCUCCAGUGAGGCCAUUCCUUGUUGAGCACUGUGACACAUCAACACAAGACACACUCAGCUGCCAAUCUGCAAGAGCGCUUCCCAAGAAACCCAAAAUAUGAGACUUGGUAAUAUUUGCUAGCAGUAUUUGAUGGAUUUAUCUCCAAAAGUAACCAAAGUCUGUAAACUGAAAACAUUUUGCAUUUCCUCAGAUAUCAGAUCAGUUAGAAACAUAGAUCAUACUGACCCUUUUCAACUCCUUAGUCAUUUUUCUUGAAACCUUGGGCUGUUUCUGAAUGCUGUGGCAACCAGGUAGGUGUGGCACUAGCCACUUUGCUCUGUAUAGUCUGUCAUGCAUUUAAGUUUCUAACUUUUUUUUUUAAUCUCCAAGAAUGGGGAAAAGUGAAAUGUACAGAUCAAAGUAGAAUACAGUGUUGGGAUAAAGCUACUAUUUAAUUUUUUUAAGCAAAACACUCAGUUUUCUACCUUAUUUUCUAGUUUUUAUUUCAUGGUAAUGUUGGAAAGUGUUUAAAUGUUUAAAAAAAAAACUAAUUGCUAAAAAGCGCUGAGGAAAUGGAAACUAGCACUUAUAAUAAAGACAAAAUUAUUUUCUUGGAGACAUAUAUAUAUAUGUGUGUGUGUGUAUAUAUACAUAUAUAUAUAUAUGAUUGGGUAUUAAAACCAGCAUCAUCUAUAAUCUCCAAAAGAUACAGGAAUCAGUUUGUUAAUAUAGUAGUUAGUAGUUCAGUAUAUAACUAUUAGAAGUCUAGGUCCUUUAUUGUGGGAAGUCAGCAUAGUGCACACACACUACAAACUGUGGGCACAGGUGUAGUGGUUCUGCCUGGCACCAGUGGUCAUGUGUCCCCAAGUACAGGCUCACUGAGACUGUAUAUGUCCAUCCACUUCAGCGUUGCUCAGGAGGACAGCACCCUCCUCACUCCCUGUCAUCUUGUCACUUCCUACUUCCAUGGUAGAUGGUUUGAUGCCUCACUAAUUGAUAAAUGAUGGCAUUACAUGUUGAGUAACACAGUUCCUAUGGGGAACCGUGUCACUGCUCAGCUCAACCUCCUCCCAGAGGAACCUUUCCAAAGUGUAGGAGAUGCCCAGAGAAUGAGUCAGGUGACACUCAAAAGCCAUGGGUUCUGAAGAGGCUCAAUUAUCAAAAAGCCCCAAGGAAGUGAGCAUCUGUAAUCAACACUCAAAAAACUAUGUACUGUGCUGGCUGAAGCCAAAGGUCAGUGUUGCUGCACUGUUAAGGGAGGAGGGGGAGCACAGCCAUCAGGCCUGGACUGUGUCUCACCUCUCACAUGCUCAUGUUCUCACAUGCACAAAGACAAAGGCUUUGGUACUGAAACUGAAAACCUCAUAUACUCAAGAAUCUUCACAGCUUCUAUUGGACAUAUUUUCUUUUUAGGAAUGAAGGAAAUUUCUCCCAUUUUUGAGCCAUUCUUUUAUGUCAAUUCUACAAAAUUGCAUGUAACUUUAUAAAUAUUUUUAAAAGAUAUAGUUUUGUAAAUAUUUAAUAUUCUGCUAAUUUGAUUUUGAAUUGUAAAUGUCAAGUAUUCUGUUUUUGGGGUUUUUAUGUUUUAUUAUACUUUGUUAAAAAGGAAAAAUUGUACAUUUUUAGAAUGUUUUUAUGAGUAAAUUUAAUGUACUGAAAAUAAAAAUUGUAAAAAAGGCU
Erinaceus europaeus (western European hedgehog) is the source of this 7262-nucleotide messenger RNA. It is a transcript of the gene ZCCHC14, whose product is annotated as zinc finger CCHC-type containing 14. The transcript is spliced from 13 exons. The coding region runs from base 115 to 3363 and encodes 1082 amino acids. The record is from RefSeq and is a predicted model, not a curated record. Gene Ontology annotation, molecular function: phosphatidylinositol binding; zinc ion binding; nucleic acid binding. Lineage: Eukaryota; Metazoa; Chordata; Mammalia; Eulipotyphla; Erinaceidae.